UAUCACAUUCACAAACAUAUUCACAUAGUAUCCUAAUGGCAGCGCAAGCAGUUGAAAGCAUUGGCGACCAAACGAGCCAGCGGCAAAAUAUCAAUCUACCAGGAACCAAAGAAGAGGUGCGGAGGAAAAAGAAAAUGACAGCCGACAAUCAGCGGGUUCGCAAUCACAUUCAAUUGUGAGUGAGACUGCCAUUGGGCUAACACCAGCAUAAAAGUCUUCGAGUAGGACUGCUUCAAGUGGUCGUACGAUAGUGUCGCAGAGAUCGACUCAUCGAUGGCCGGCCAAGAGUACCUGCAAUCACUUCUGCGGACGCACCGGUACGACAUCGACGACCUUUUGCAGGUGCCUGUGGGCAUGGACAAGACGGUCUGGCUGUACGAGCACAUGCGGCAAAUCUGCAUAGAGCUUGGCUGGUACAUAGUGGAGAUGCACCGGGAGUGCACCGAGACCGGCUGCCCGAUGAUGCGGGCUAACGAAGACACCUAUUUCUGCGCCGGGCAUGGGCACCCGAAGCCAUGCAGCGCGAUCGGGUAUUCUGUGCACACGGUGAACUAUGCGAUCGGGCAGCUGAACAACCAGGGGUCGUUUCCGAGCCGGCUGUAUGUGCCCGAGACGUCGAUGAAGCAUUUCCAGAGCAUGGCCAGAAGGAUAUAUCGGAUUUUUGCCCACGCGUAUUUCCACCACCGCGAGAUCUUUGAGGUGCAGGAGAAUGCGACGUUUCUGUAUGCAAGGUUCGUCAAGCUGGCCAGGAAGUAUGAAUUGUCGCCGGAAUCGCUGAUCAUUAUUCCUGAGCUGCCAACGACGAUUUCAGCUGACGAUGCAGAUUUUUGAGGGAGGGGGUUUG
Linderina pennispora is the source of this 844-nucleotide messenger RNA. RefSeq names its product mps one binder kinase activator-like 4. The record is from RefSeq and is a predicted model, not a curated record. Gene Ontology annotation, cellular component: cytoplasm. The transcript has a single exon. Lineage: Eukaryota; Fungi; Kickxellomycota; Kickxellomycetes; Kickxellales; Kickxellaceae. Bases 274 to 831 code for a protein of 185 amino acids.